UUAUAUUUUGGUUCGGUUUUGCCGAAUCUAAAUACAACUCGGUUCGGUUCAUUUUUGGUCAGAACCGAGAAAACUACUACUGCCUCCUUUAAUGGUUUUGUAGCUGCUACCUGCUAGACUUUUUCCCUCUUAGCUGUUGUACAUUUUUUAUGCUACAAUUUAAAUUGAUAAGGUAAAUAACUAAAUUGAUAAGGUACAUUUUGGUGGUUGGAUUUCGGAGUUGGAAUCUUCUUGUCUAUUGGGCGGUGCUGUUCUGCGGACGCGGCUACUGGAGGUCGGACAAGACUGGAGUAUGGACAAUGGUCGGUGGGAUGUCAUGGCGAGUGAGUGGUGGCGACCGGCGGAAGAGUAUGUGAAUGGGAGGCGGUGGCAAUUCGCGGUGGAAGUGGGAGAGAGACAGAUCGGAGAAGAUGGGAGACGCGCCGCGUCAGGUGGGACUCGACACUCACAGGUCAGGCCAUCGCCGACGGGGAGCGACGAGUCGCGGUGGGAGAAAUCGCCUAUUGGGAGAUCGAGUCAGGCUGAUGGGCGACGCCGCGACGGUGGUCUUUCUCUCCUUUCGAUUUCGGCUGGCGGCUGCUACUGGACAGUACUGUUAGGCUAGGGUUUUUUGUGCGAACUACGAAGAGAAAGAGAUACGACUAUGAGUGCGAGGCCGAGAGAUGAUUUGGGAAUUGGGUCGGGUUUCGGUUGUGACUUGUGAGGGAGUGGAUGUGUGCGAAAAUGGAGUUGGAUUGGGCCUAGGGCCACAUUUCGGAAUGGGCUCAGAGAGAGGGGAUGGACUCAGGCCUCAGAGUUAGUGGGCUGGGUUGGAAAUUCGGAAUUCGGUCGGCAAAUCGGAAGUUCGGUUCGGUUCAAACGAUGAUGAUUUCCGAAAUAUACGAUAUCCCAUUCU
Linum trigynum is the source of this 895-nucleotide messenger RNA. NCBI's taxonomy places the organism in Eukaryota, Viridiplantae, Streptophyta, Magnoliopsida, Malpighiales, Linaceae. The record is from the annotation of a GenBank genome assembly.